AUGAUCUUUGCUGAUUAUCUACUGGUGAUCCUUUUAAGGAGUUGUGGAGGAGACUUUGGAAGACCAAAGUGCCAAGCAAGGUCCAGAUUUGCUUUUGGAGGGCUUGUAACAACCUGCUUCCCACAAGAGAAAGGCUACUCACUAAAGGGUAUAUGGGGGAUGUUCAUUGCCUUCUAUUCAAUCAUGGGUGAGAAGACACUGCUCACUUAUUCGAAUGCCCGUAAACCGGCUGUGCCGAACCUACCAAGAGCAGUACAGCACUGGCAGGCUGCUGAUACACUGAAAUUAAAUGUUGAUGGUGCUUACUUGCCACAGGGAACACGAGGUGGUGUAGGUGGUGUCCUGUGUGACUCAAAUGGCCAGUUCAGGGCUGCCUUUAGUAAGCCGGUAUGCCAUGUUAGCUCUGCACAGCAUACUGAGUUGCUAGCCAUCAAAGUAGGGCUAGACUUGGUCCAACAUAUGCAGCUACAGAAUAUCAUAAUUGAAAUGGAUUGCCUACAAGCUGUAACUGACAUUACAAGCUUAGCUCCCAUUUGUCUUCGCUAGGCAGUGUACUUGAUGACAUUCAGUUUGCAAUGCGGGGCAUUCAAGGAGUCCAAAUCAGUUUUCCCCCACGUUCUUGUAAUAGAGUAGUACAUAGAUUGGCUAAUAUUGCCUAUGAGUCUGGACAAGGAGAGAUGUGGUUUGACCAUAUACCAAGCUGCAUUCUUGACAUUAUGCAGCAAGAUUGUAACCCUUCUUGAUCUUAUUAAUUAAUAA
Molecule: messenger RNA, 759 nt
Organism: Rosa chinensis
Lineage: Eukaryota; Viridiplantae; Streptophyta; Magnoliopsida; Rosales; Rosaceae
Exons: 2
Coding region: 1-546 (181 amino acids)
Molecular function (GO): RNA-DNA hybrid ribonuclease activity; nucleic acid binding
Source: RefSeq, a predicted model, not a curated record